This is a messenger RNA of Exophiala viscosa, 1029 nucleotides long. RefSeq names its product protocatechuate-dioxygenase subunit beta. The coding region runs from base 1 to 1029 and encodes 342 amino acids. The record is from RefSeq and is a predicted model, not a curated record. Gene Ontology annotation, molecular function: ferrous iron binding; oxidoreductase activity. The transcript has a single exon. NCBI's taxonomy places the organism in Eukaryota, Fungi, Ascomycota, Eurotiomycetes, Chaetothyriales, Herpotrichiellaceae.
AUGGGCAAAGUCGUUGCUGCCGUGGGAUUGUCCCACGCUCCCGGCGCUCUCGCCUUUCCUGAGACAGCACAACCUGAUGCCCGGCAGCGGACUGAAGAUGCCACCCGCUCACUAGGCAUUUCACUUGAGUCUUCCCAACCCGACGUGAUUGUCGCAUUCCUAGACGACCAUUUUGAGAAUUUCUACCGCAACCUCUGCCCCUCGAUUGUCAUGGGCAUCGCCGACGAGCACGUCGGACCAGCUGACCAGUGGAUGGAGACUCUACGCAUCAACAAGAAGACCGUCUUCCCUGGCGCGCCCGACGUCGCCGAGAAGCUGCUUGGUUCUCUGGUCGCGCAAGGCUUCGACGUUGCCCGCGCUGGCGCCUGCGAAUAUGGCAACAACCUCCUCAUGCCGUGGAAGUUGAUGGGCGUCGAGCAAUCUAUGGCCGGCGUGCCCAUCAUUCCCGUCUUUAUCAAUGUCUUUACGCCGCCACUCAUCCCUUACAAACGCGCAUAUGACCUUGGCGAGGCCGUCCGGCACGGCAUCGAGACUGCAUGGCCCGCAGAUACCAAAGUCGGAUUGAUUUGUACCGGCGGUCUAUCACACUGGCCGCCCUACUGGAGCCCAGUGCAGGGAGGUGACCCACCAUCAGAUCCUUUCCUGCAGCGCAUCAAGCGCUUUCAAACCGAAGGCAAAGCCUAUCUCAAAGAAGAUCCCCGGCUGUUUAUCGAUUUUGACGACUACGAGGUCGAGAUGGCGAAGAAGAACGAAUACCCUCUGAACUCAAAACACCCAUUGGUCAACUGGGAUUGGGAUCGUUUGUUCUUGGACAAGUUCUCGUCCGGUGACAUCGAGUGGAUGAAGAAGCUUACGUACGAUGAGGUGGAGGAAGAGGCUGGCCACGGUGGUCACGAGGUUUUGAACUGGGUUGCUAUGUUGGGCUGCAUGAAAGGUGCGAAGAGCAAGAUGUUGUUGUAUGAACCUGUCGUUGAGUGGAUUUGUGGCAUGGCUUAUCAAGACUUUUUGGUCACCGAGAAGUUGAACUAA